Molecule: messenger RNA, 3002 nt
Organism: Drosophila navojoa
Lineage: Eukaryota; Metazoa; Arthropoda; Insecta; Diptera; Drosophilidae
Source: RefSeq, a predicted model, not a curated record
AUUGCCUAAUUGAUGGAAAAUUAUGUGGCACGAAGCUCGAAAACAGGAACGCCGGAUACGGGGCCUCAUCGUGGACUACCGCAAGCGUGCCGAGCGUAGACAAUACUUCUAUGAUAAGAUCCAAGCGGACCCCACGCAGUUUCUGCAAUUGCAUGGCAGACGCUGCAAAAUUUAUCUAGAUCCAGCCGUAGCGGCCGCCGGUGACGGCGACGCAAUCAUUGUGCCCUGGCAGGGACAUCAGGACAAUCUUAUCGAUCGCUUUGAUGUCCGUGCACAUCUGGACUACAUUGCGCCCGUGCCAAAGAGCAGCAAUGAGCAGGGCGAAGACGAUUCGGAGUUGACGGCGGAGGAACGCCAAUUGAACUAUGAACGCUAUCGCAUUUUGGCCCAAAAUGAUUUCCUCAAUGUGAGCGAAGACAAAUUCCUACAUCAGUUGUAUUUGGAGGAGCAGUACGGAGCAAACGCGCAGCUUGAGGCGGAGCGAAAUUUGGGAAAGAAGAAACAGAAGAGCACCGGCGGAGCCACUAUUGGGUACUCGUAUGAUGAUGUCGGGGAUUUGCCUUCGAUCGCAAUCGGCCCACAGCCCUUUGGAUCGGUGCAGCCGGCGAGCAGCAGCAGCAGCGGCGCAGUUGUUCCUUCGGGCGAAAAGGCUGAAAACUCUGAUGAAUCUGACUCCGAUAUCGACAUGGAUGUCUCGAUAGACAUUGGCAAACUGGAUACGGCUCAGGCACACGAACUAAAUGCUUGCGGGCGUAACUACGGCAUGAAAAGCAACGAUUUUUUCUCUCAUCUAACUAAAGAUGCAGACGAAGCGGAUGCGCUGCGCAUUGCGCGCGAGGAGGAGCAGGAGAAGAUGUUAUUAAGUGGCCGCAAGUCACGCCGAGAGCGACGAGCACAAAAGGAGCGACGCAUCGCAAAUCGUCCAUUCAGCCCUCCCAGCUAUGCGGCCAAGGAGGACCAGAGCAAAAACAAGGAUAAGGACGAGGAUUCGGAGUCGCGGUCGCCGUCACCAGCCGAGGGCGGUGGCGAAAAGAUUACCUAUAUUACCUCAUUCGGUGGCGAGGACGAGAUGCAACCGCACUCAAAGAUCACUAUCAACUUGACCAAGCCUGGUCAGACCUUGGGCGAGUCCUGCAUUAAUGCCAGCAGCGGAGCAGCAUCUGCAGCUACUUCAGUGUCAUACGCACAAAAGGUCAAAGACAACCUUGAUAAACUGAAGCUCAUGAAUGAGUCGGCUAAGCGCAGUGGACGACGGCGCUCGCAUAGCACCUCCCGCAGUCCAAGUCGCCGGCGCAGUCGCCGUCGCAGCUAUCACCGACGCAGCCGCACACGGAGCCGGAGACGACGGCGCUACUACUCCAGAUCGCGUUCCCAGUCUCGCACUAGAUCAAAGUCCUGGGAGCGCUCACGCAGCCCGAGCUAUAGACGAUCGCGCAAACGCUAUUCCUAUUCCUCUGGCAGCUCCAGUGCUAGCUCCUACACGAAGUCGAGGAGGCGUCGCUCCCGCUCCCACUCACGAGCCAGCCGACUCAGUCGAGCGCAUUCAUGUGUUAAGAAGGCUGCAACGCCACCAGCAACACAGAAAACACAGACUAUUUGCCUCAGCACAACAACAACGACGACGACGGCCAGCACCAUAUUGGCAACAGCGGCGAGUGUGCCGCUCAAGCAGCUGCUGACAAAGCCGGCGGAGCAGACGGUGUCCGCCGUGCCCAUGAUCAGCUAUCCGUUGUCCUCGCGCGUGCUCAGCAUGACGACAACUGCACCGGCUGUGAUUAAGGCUACGCCGGUGGUGCCCCAAGUGACAGAGCCACCACCGCCGCCCUUGAAGCGCUACUACGGACGGAAGCGCGGCAACGAUACGUCCUCCUCGUCAGCGGAGAGUAGUGAUCCCAGCGAUGCGGAGGAAGAUGAGAGCAAACAGCCAGGCAAAUCUCUGCGCGGCAGAGACCGCGAUGACUCUGACGAAUUGGAUGUGGAUACUGCCUCGGAACGCUCACAGCCAUUGAUGUCGUCAUCCAGCACGGGUAAUCAAACAGGCAAAUAUAGUUCUGCUACCGAAACCAAAGGCUCUGGACAGGCGAGCGGCAGUGGACGACCCAAUUUGCGAGAGCGGCUUAAGCGCAAAAUGCAAAACCUGCUGAACAGGCAAUAUAAGGCCGAUAAGCGAGCAGAGAUCGAGAAGACGGAGAGGGAGCGACAACUGCAGCAGGAGCGCGAGGACGAGAUGCGUGAGCUGGCGCUCAAGCUGCGGCGCAGGCGGCGAGAGUUGCGCCACAAGUACGGAACGCCGUCCAGCGGCAAGCUCUCCGACAGCGACGUUGAUUCGGUGGACUCAGAAGCUCCAGCGCGCACUACCAAAGCAUCCGCCCGUCGCAGCAGAUCACGCAGCGGCAGUCACAGUCGAACUAAGAGACAUAGAUCACGUUCCCGAAGUCGACGCAGCACUAGUCGUGUGCAGAGAAAACGCAGAUCCCGCAGUCCCAGUCGGAGCCGAAGACAACGAUCGCGCUCUCGUAGUAGACGAAGCAACAGUCGGCCGAUCGAGCGUAAGCGCAGGUCUCACAGUCGUCGACGCAGCGGCAGUCGAGAGCGCAGACACUCCCGAAGUCGACGCAGCCAGUCCCAGUCACGAAGACGCCGCCAGCGGGAGCACAGCCUGGAGAGAGCUCGUGACCGCGAACGAUACAGGCAGCAGCACUACGAACGUACGCACAGUGCUCGAGAGGAGGCUCAGGCUCAUGGCAGUGGCAGUGGCUCUGGCAGCGGAAAUCGAGGACGAGUGGUCAUAUCGGCGCCACCCAAGCUUAAGAAGCUGGUCGACUAUUGAUGUGGAUCAACAAACGUAUACUCAAGAAUAGAAAAAUGCGAUAAUAUGAUGGAUAUGAUAUGAUUGGUUAUGGCCGCGCAUCGUUUGUUUUAGGUAUAGGCAUAUUUUUCUAUGGCUUUAUGCAUUGUUGAAUGUAUUUGUUUACGCUUAUGCUCAAUUAAACAAGUGCAUA